AAUUGAAACAAAACUAGUAACGCUUCAGACGAGGGAGUGUAAACAGUGAUAUUUCAUAACCAAACUAAACGUAAUUUUGAUGUGAAAAAUGAAAGAAUUUAAAUACGAUGUAGUUACUCUUAUUCAAAGUGUACGAGAUCGUCCCUGUUUAUGGGAUAAAACUUUAGAAAGCUACAAAGAUCGAGUCGAGAGAAAAGCAGCGUGGGAGGAAAUUUAUAACAUACUCGACGAUAGAUACGAGGAAAUGACGCCUGUAGAAAAAAGGUUAACGGAGGAACACGUCGUCAACAAAUGGACGAACGUUCGAGAUACAUUUGUCAAAACAUUGAAGACGAAAAUGGGAAGACCGAAACGCAAAUACGUCUUUCACGAACAUUUGAAGUUCCUUACAAAAGGAGCGCCCGAUGAAACAGCUGAAUACAGUGAAUUUAGAUCUGGCUUAAUGAAACAAGAAGACGAAUCGAUUUUAGACAGCAGUAGCCAGUGUUACGACAAAAGCGAUUCUAUUUACACGCCAAAGAAGAAAAGAAAACGCGAGUCGGAUAGUUAUUCGAUUGAAGAAUACAAUUACAAGAGGGAAUCUAAAAGCAAAGAAGAUAAGCAGAGUCAUGAUGAAACUAAUGACAUAGAUUUCGUUGAGGUGGAUACGAACGAUCCAAGAGUGAUGAAUGAAGAUGAAGCCUUUUUUGCUUCACUCCUGCCGAGCGUUGUGAGGUAUGAUGAAGACGAACGCUUGGAAUUCCGUAUAGAAGUGUUGGCUGUGAUGAAAAAGAUCAAGGAGAAGAGAAAAUGGACGAGAAUCGACUAAGUUGUUAAGCGGGAUUGGAUGAUCUGGAGAGUUAAUCUAUGUACAAGCCGCGUGAGCGAACACUACACUUGCAUUUACACGAAACGUAUGCAAGUUUUGUAGUGUCACCUUGUUACAUUAUUGGUAAUAGAGACGUCUUGGGAGCAGGGACGUCUUAAACUAGGAUGGGGCCCUUGGGCACACAAGAAUUUGAGGCCCUUUUGGAAAGUAAAAAAAGCGAAUUAUAAUAACAUUUUUUUACUGAGUAUGACCAUUUAUUAUAGGUAAUCAAAUACAGUAUGAUAUAAUAUGUCAUUAAUGAUAUUAGAAUGCUGCUGGUUUUUUGGUUACGAUUUCGAUAACGGUUUCUUUCGGGAUUUCUGUUGAGCAAAAUCUUCUAUUAUAGGCAUAGUAUAUGCCUUGUACCUUCCGAUUACUGAUUUGUGAAAAAAGUGUAAUGUGUCCGAAAAAAUGUUUUGAGAAUAAACGUGUGAGAAAUUUUCGGUCUUUCGGGGCCCCCUGAGAAUGGGGGCCCUGGGCACGGGCCCCGUGUGCCUUUAUGGUAAAGACGGUAUUGCUUGGGAGCCCGCACGGUUAGGUACCACCGCCCUGCAUAUUUCUGCCGUGAAGCAGUAAUAUUUCGGUUUGAAAGAUGGAGCAAUCUUUGUACUAAAACUAAGACUUUAAACUCAUGUCUCAAAGUGAUGGUAUUUUCAUUGUUGAUGUCCAUGGACUCCGGCAACCAAUUAAUAAAUGGUGGGCCGUGAGCUCGUUCACACACCAGAGCAAUACAUAAAAACACGUUGACGACGUAAGUCAUAUUUUAAGAGUGCAUGUUAUCUCACCACAAAUUACCAGUGUUUUAUUAACUAUGCGCUAUGGCAUAUUUUUAUUUGAUGUUCAAAAGAUUUUAAUGAAAUGAGUAAACACGUAGGUACUACAUUUAUUUCUUUAUAGAUAUAGAUAUGAAGUAAAAUCAUAAUCUUUCAAAACUAAUUUAAAGCGACCUUUAAUUUCUUAAUAACGUGCUAUUAAUUAAAUCGACGCUUGAAAGGCAAACGUGACUAAGCGACAAUAACUGAUUUGUACAUAAAUGAUAGGCAAUAACCAUAUUCGAUGCGCAAAAAAUAUAUAUUUCGGCCCUCGACCCGAAAAAAAAUAUGUUAAAAUCAUUUCAAUCCUACAGCUACUAGCUAGAUUCUACUACAGCUAGAUUCGUUAAAAUAAAUUUUGUUUUCAGGUAUUUCAACUUUAAAUUAGUCUAUUGUAAAGUUCACGCAUUGUUGCUUAGUCACUUUUGCCUUUCAAGCGCCGAAAUAAUGACACAGUAACGUAUUUGUAAAAGUAUAAUUUUGAUGAUUUUUAAACAUGUAACAAUAGUAUGUAAAUGAAGAUUUAAGUUUGAGAAACUAAAAUCCAGGCCAUUAGGUACGUGUUAUUAAUAAAAAUAAAAAUAAUUAAUAAUUAAAGAUGCUGUUCUUGAUAAUAUAAUUCUACUAUGCAACCACAUAUUCUCGAAGAGUUUCGCCCAAAACACGUAAUUACUGAUCCUUCCGAUCCAUUAACGGUGCUUUUAGGUACUACAAGCACCGGUCACCGUCCUCGUCGAACCCGUCGCUUGCGACGAAGGGCUCGAUAAGCAAAUUAACCCAUAGACACAGCCCACUAAGUUUCUCGCCGGAUCUUCUCAGUGGGUCGCGUUUCCGAUCCGGUGGCAGAUUCUGCGAAGCACUGCUCUUGCUAGGGCCAGUGUUAGCAUCACUCCGGUUUGAGCCCCGUGAGCUCACCUACUAUCACCUUGGGUAGGAAAAAAAAGAAGAGUUCCCUUCCCUACUCUUUACACAGGUAGGUAUCACCGUCCUGACAAUUGCUGCUGAGGCGGUCGUGCUUUCUGAUUUAUAGAAUGGCAGAGGUGGGUGCGAUACAACUGACACUUCGCCCUUAUGUGUCAUGAGAAGGACUUAUUUGUCACUAGUGAAUGCAUUCAUCGAAAUUCGACUAUAAUCACUGAAGCAUUAAGAUUUCGAUUUGUGUAUCUUCUCUUCCAUUAUAAGUAGGUAAUUGGAAAAAAAACUUGUUUCUAAAAUGUAUUCUUGGUAAAACUAAAGCCUAUCAAUACCUACUCAAUAAAAACAAUAAAAAUAAUCAAUAUUCGAUACUGAACUAUUUUAUUUUGAACUUUUUUUAAACACUUAUUGAACAAAGACAUGUAACGAUAGUGACCUCUGAUACGAUAUCUAAUAAAUAUCUAAUACACUGAUACUGCCCUUUGCAUGCAUACCACACAAUGGAACACAAUUAAAAAAUAAACUAAAGGGCAUUUUUCAAAGAGGGCUCAACAUACUACAACGUACAACAUAUAACUCGGCAUACUUCAAUCAGUUAACUCUUUAACUGCUCAAUUUAUAUCAUACCCUGUGCCUAUGCUAGCGCCAUUCGGAAGGAUUUUUGAACUGUUAUUUAGUGCUGAAAGUGGGGCACUUUUUCAAGCUUCUCUCAUAUGAAACAGUUCUCCUUACCUCUACCCUCCAUAAUUGCGGGUGAACGGAUUAAUUGAAUAUCUUUUCCAUUCCGGCUUCGGGAACGGUCCUUUUACGUCUUGAAGAUGAUUUGGUCUAAUGCUUUGCUUAGGAAUCGAUGUAUCUUUCGGUCACCGACUCACCGUUCCCGUCGAGCCAGUCGCUUGCGAUGAAGGGCUCUGCGAGUAAAUUAACCAUUAACAGACACAGCUCACUGAGUUUCUCGCCGGAUCUUCUCAGUGGGUCACGUUUCCGAUCCAGUGGUAGAUUCUGCGAAGCACUGCCCUUGCUAGGGCUAGUGUUAGCAACGUCCUCUGGUGAGAGCCCCGUGAGCUCACCUACUCAUUCGGUUAUGCUGGCGCUCUAAGGUAGUAAAGCUUAGGAAGGAAAAAAUGUAUGUACAGAGGGUAUCUCAAUGCAAACCAACAAUGUGAACACUGCAGGAAUGAAAGCAACACCUAUUUAAUUUGUAAGAUUUAAUGAUCAUCUCUUUUGUAGCACUUUUAAAAAUAAACGUUUUACAUAAUCAAAAAGAAAAGUUUACUUUUCGCGCCGAAACCACUUACAUUAUUAAUUAAACCUACGUUUCAAAUUAAUAAUAGAAAAAAAUAAACAACAAAUAAAAAAGCAUCUUGUAGCAAUACUGUAUUAUUAUUUUUUACAUUAAUAUCGAAGGUAUAAUUGACCUUCUACAAUAUUACACGAACAAUAACAACAUAUUUUUUAAUUAUUAUUAAAAAAAAAAUUUGAAUCUUAAUUCAAGAAACAGUAUUAUAAUAACGGUUGUUCAUUUUUUUUUUCAAUUAUCCGAACAUAAAUUACGAAAUUUCGAAGGCUGAAUUUAAAUUUGGCGCCUUCAGUUUAAUCUCACCGACGUCUUUUUUUUUUCAAGAUUAUUAGUUGAAGAAAAAAACUGGCACAGUCUAAUGAACAAGUAUCACCUACUAACGCUAACUUAGAUCUAGAACGUUCCGACCUACGAGCCGAACGUAGCUCUCGAGAGUGCACAAAAAAUUAUUCAAUUACAAUUUUCACUAUAUAUAUAAAGAGCGCUAAAUUAACGCCCUAUCGAAAACUCACUAAAAUUUACUAAACGCAUCUUUAUUUACACGUUAAGUUUAAUUUUUUCUUCACUCGUUUUUUUUUUUUUUUUUUUAAUUCAUCCUCCGAACACUUCUCACGGUCUAUGUACACGAGCGAUCGAAUACUGCGUGAAACGAAACGGCUUAAAGCCAAAUUCGUGAGCGGCAUUCUAAUGUCGCACGCCCAAAUACGUAACAUUUUAUCUUAAUUAUCAGUACUAUAGUGACUAGACGAUCCCCAAUAAAACAAUUGGGACAAAGUUUUAUUUACACGGUCUUAUUUAUACUAUAGAUAUCAAAUUCACACUAAAAAGAUCGCUUUUAUUUUUUCUUCUAUUUGUUAUACGUAAUACAUUUCGUUUUUUUUUUUUAUAUUAUUAUUAUUAUUAACCGGCUAUAUCAAAACGACGUGUGAAGAAGCUUUAAGUGUUACGCGCCGCUGAUACUUGGCACCGAAAAUACAUCGACAAUAUUUCGUAGAUACAAGAAUCUCAAACAUCAUCGAAUCAAAAACGCAAGCUUCCAACGUCAUCUCAUUUAAAUUUGUGCAAUCUCUUGGAAGUCAGCUUAACAACUAAAUCUAUCAAAUAAAAUACAGUUUCUAAAACAAAAAAAUCCAAAAAUUUUAAUGAAAAA
This is a messenger RNA of Bombyx mori (domestic silkworm), 5024 nucleotides long. RefSeq lists its product as uncharacterized. Bases 89 to 808 code for a protein of 239 amino acids. The transcript has 2 exons. The record is from RefSeq and is a predicted model, not a curated record. Gene Ontology annotation, molecular function: DNA binding. Lineage: Eukaryota; Metazoa; Arthropoda; Insecta; Lepidoptera; Bombycidae.